AUGUCGUUAACAAUCUUAUGUUUUGGUAUUAUACAUACUAUUUAUUUUACAGUUCGUUUUCAUUAUACAAAAGUAUUAUUAAGUAAUUUUUCAUGCAAUUUAAUAACAUAUCUUCGAGUAAUGAUUACUUUUCAAUUAGCAUUUGCAUUAAUUAUGGUAUCAGUUUAUAUAUUUGGUUAUGUUCUAUAUCAUCAAAAAGCUUUUUUUAAGACAAAAAAAUGGUUUAUACUAUGUAUUGUUUGUCAAUGGAUUAUGGGUAUUGCUUUAGCAACAGUAAUAAUAUCAAAAAAUGAUUCAGUAAGACACAAUUUAGUACCAUAG
Adineta steineri is the source of this 321-nucleotide messenger RNA. The record is from the annotation of a GenBank genome assembly. NCBI's taxonomy places the organism in Eukaryota, Metazoa, Rotifera, Eurotatoria, Adinetida, Adinetidae.